AUGAGUUGUCUCGUAAAUUGGACAUCAUCUACGAAUACUUGUCGUUUACUCGUGAGUUAGAGCAGAAUCACCAGCAGCACCGACAGACUUCUUAACUAAAAUGGGUCUUCCGGGCUUCAGGUUAGUCAAAUCUGUCAAAAUAAGCAUCACGUUUGCUUUAACGAAGCCAUAUUUUCAGUUUUCUACAAAAGCCACUACUGUAGAUAAGCAGGAUAAAACACCAGCAACGAAACGGAGGAGAAAAAGUCAGAAGAAUCAUCUCUGGUCCGACAAUCUGUCCUGGGAGGAAAGGCUGGCUGAUGCGGUCACUCCUCUGUGGAGGCUGAGUUAUGAUGAGCAGCUUGAGCUGAAGCAAAAGCACCAGGAAACGACCCUGUCUCAGCUUGUGGGACAUCUUUCAGGUGACCCCAAGUCCUCAUCACCUGUUAAAAAUAAACUCACCUUUCCUCUCCUGCCCAUUCUGCCAUCCCCAGUAAGAGAUGGCUACCGCAAUAAGUCGACUUUUUCUGUCAACAGAGGAGCAGAUGGAAAUACAAAGACUGUUGGAUUUUAUUUGGGCACUGGAAAACAGGGAAACAUAGUAUGUGUAAAUGGAGAUCACCUUCUGAACAUGCCAGAGAAGCACAAACUUGUUGCCAGAUGCUACCAGGACUUCAUCCGCCAGUCCCCACUUGACCCCUGUUUGCUGUUCCACUCUGGAGGUCACUGGAGAGAGGUGACGGUUAGGACAAAUGCUACGGGACACACCAUGGCUAUUGUUUAUUUUCACCCUCAAACGCUCACUCCAGAGGAAGUGGCUGUUCAUCAGACCGACCUGGUGGAUUACUUUAUGCGCGGUCCUGGAUCAGUCUGUCAGCUGGACUCGCUAUUCUUCCAAGAGAGCUCCAUGACUCGCUGCACCCAUGAGAAAUCGCCGUACCAGCUCCUUUAUGGCCAGCCUCACAUAUACGAGACGGUUCUGGGUUUCAAGUUCCGCAUUUCUCCAGAUGCCUUUUUCCAGGUGAACCAGGGAGCUGCUGAGGUUCUUUAUGGCACAUUGAGGGACCUCAUUUCCGCAAACACUGAGAAAGGAGAGAAACAAGGAAAACCUACUGACACUCUUCUUGAUGUGUGCUGUGGGACUGGUGCCAUUGGUAUCACUACAUCCCCACGGGUGGAGAAAGUCAUCGGAAUAGAACUCAUAGAGCAGGCGGUGGAAGACGCUGUUCAUAAUGCCGCUCUUAAUAAUGUGCUGAACUGCAAGUUUAUUUCUGGGAAAGCAGAGGCGGUGCUUCCUGGUCUCAUAGUGGACUUAAGCUGCACAGGUGGAGGCCUUACAGCCGUGGUGAACCCAGCUCGAGCUGGCCUUCACUACAGAGUGGUCAGAGCUCUCCGAAACCAGCCUAACAUCCGCAGACUGGUCUACGUCUCCUGUAAACCCGAUGGGGAAGCCAUGAGGAACUUCAGGGAACUUUGUUGCCCUCCUGAUCCACAGAAAAAACUCACAGGAGAGGCAUUUUCCCCAAUACUGGCUAUUCCUGUGGACAUGUUCCCACACACUCCUCACUGUGAACUAGUGCUGCUUUUCGAACGCUAGCAGAGCAGCAUGAGAUGGGUUGAAACUUUCAAACAUCCACCAAACGACAGAAGGAAGCUGGAUUUUGGCGCAUUCGAAUUAUUCGGGGCCGAAUUAUUUUUGAAACCAAACCUGGCUGCCACGCAGGGAUCCAGGGUUCGAUUCCCGGAGUACAAUGGUACUGGGGGAGAUUACCAUAUCAAUGGUGAGCAAUUAACAUCACCCAGUGGGGGGUCCUUGGGCAAAACCCUUAACGCUACUGCCUCCCAAGCGCGGUUCAGCUGCAGCUCACCGCAUCCCCCAGGGGAUGGGUCAAAUGCGGAGAAGAAUUUCCCAUUGUGGGAUAUAUAAAGUAUCAAUUAUUAUUAUUAUAAAAAAUUAAGACUCUCAGAUUACAAUUUACAUACACCUUUUUGAAUACUUGAAAGCUAUUUUGAUAUUAGACCGGGUUCUGUUUAACAAAUAAUACAAAUGUAAAGAUACAUGUUUUAAAUGAAGGUUUUAAAAUAAAAAUAUUUAAAUUGCAUCCAUUCCUGAUGUCUGUAGUAUCCUCAUUUGACCAGUAGGUGGUGCUAUAGCAUAUUCCUAUGCUCUUUAAUACACAGAAAGACUUUAAUCUGUUUUGUUUCAUAAUGACUGUAUUUUUCAUCACCUGAAUUCAGGUUUACUAAAGGUCAUAAUGUCACAAGUGUUUAAAGUGUACUGGGGAUGAUAAGUAAGCAAAGAUUUCAUGAGCUCAUAUGUUGAAACUUGAUGGCCUUGGCUUCAAAAUUGGCUGCUGUUUGAUGCUAAUGUUCAAAAUACAUGAGGGUCAAUAGAAAUGUAGAGAA
Molecule: messenger RNA, 2385 nt
Organism: Oryzias latipes (Japanese medaka)
Lineage: Eukaryota; Metazoa; Chordata; Actinopteri; Beloniformes; Adrianichthyidae
Gene: trmt2b
Product: tRNA methyltransferase 2B
Biological process (GO): RNA processing
Molecular function (GO): tRNA (uracil(54)-C5)-methyltransferase activity, S-adenosyl methionine-dependent; RNA binding
Source: RefSeq, a predicted model, not a curated record